UUGGGAUUAACAAAUGACCCAAAGGUAAACAUUUUAAUUUUUAUAUUUUUAUUUCUCACUUAUAUUUUGAGCAUUACUCAAAAUCUGACCAUUAACACUCAGAUAGAUUCACACCUCAAGAUGCCCAUGUACUUCUUCCUUCGAAAUUUCUCUUUCCUAGAAAUCACAUUUACAACAGUAUCCAUCCGUCGGUUCCCUGUGAGCAUUGUAACAGGGGAUAUGACCAUCUCCUAUAACUCUUGUAUGGCUCAGGUGUUCUUCUUCAUACUCCUGGGUUUGACAGAAUUUUUUCUUCUGACUGCUAUGUCCUAUGACCGAUAUGUGGCUAUAUGUAAGCCCUUGCAUUAUGCCACAAUAAUAAACAGCAGAGUCUGCAUUCGGCUCACAGUUAGCUCUUGGCUGGCUGGAUUUCUCAUCAUCUCUCCACCUGUGAUCAUGGGCCUUCAACUGGAUUUCUGUGACUCCAACAUCAUUAACCAUUUCACCUGUGACUCUUCCCCCGUGCUGCUCAUUUCUUGCACAGACACAGCCUUUCUGGAACUUUUGGCAUUCUUCCUAGCAGUACUCACCCUCAUGGUAACCUUCUCAUUAUUGAUUCUCUUCUACAUGUUCAUCCUUAGGACAAUUCUAAGAAUCCCCUCUGCAAAGCAAAGGAAAAAGGCCUUUUCUACCUGUUCUUCACACAUGAUUGUUGUGUCCAUUUCCUAUGGAAGCUGUAUAAUCAUGUAUGUCAAAACUUCAGUAAAGAAAGGCGUGGCUUUGACUAAGGGUAUAGCAGAGCUCAACACCUCUGUUGCCCCGAUGCUGAGUCCUUUUAUCUACUCCCUUAGAAACAAACAAGUAAAAGAAUACUUUAAGACCUUGGUCAAAAAAUGCAUUUCAAAUAAUAAUUAA
Molecule: messenger RNA, 894 nt
Organism: Rattus rattus (black rat)
Lineage: Eukaryota; Metazoa; Chordata; Mammalia; Rodentia; Muridae
Product: olfactory receptor 6C76-like
Biological process (GO): G protein-coupled receptor signaling pathway
Cellular component (GO): membrane
Molecular function (GO): G protein-coupled receptor activity; olfactory receptor activity
Source: RefSeq, a predicted model, not a curated record